AUGUCUCUAUUGAUCACAUGGGUCGUGACUGGUACAAGGUGGAGUUCUUUGAGGAAGAGGUGUUGUUUGUGUUGGAGAAUUGACCUUGUGUGCUGGGCUAGAAUUCCCUUCUUGCCUCUACAUUACGAGGAUCCUGAGGUGCUGCAUGAUUUGGUCUCUAUUCUUGUUGACCCUAUUACUAUUGAUUUGCCGCCUUUGGAAGGCAAACAGAGUAUGUUUAUGAGAGCUAGGCUCUAG
Prunus armeniaca (apricot) is the source of this 237-nucleotide messenger RNA. Lineage: Eukaryota; Viridiplantae; Streptophyta; Magnoliopsida; Rosales; Rosaceae. The record is from the annotation of a GenBank genome assembly.